Molecule: messenger RNA, 2607 nt
Organism: Ascoidea rubescens DSM 1968
Lineage: Eukaryota; Fungi; Ascomycota; Saccharomycetes; Ascoideales; Ascoideaceae
Gene: OPT2
Product: Opt2p
Exons: 1
Coding region: 1-2607 (868 amino acids)
Biological process (GO): transmembrane transport
Molecular function (GO): oligopeptide transmembrane transporter activity
Source: RefSeq, a predicted model, not a curated record
AUGACAAUUCAAAAAGAAAAUUACACUCAAGAUAUUUCAUUUGAUGAUCUCUCAAAAGUCAAGGCUAUUUCCGCCGAAAAAGAGAUUAAAUUUGAAAAAAAGGUCGAUUAUAUUGGAACAUUUAAAAAGGAAAAUAUUAAAAUUUUAUUAGAAAAAACUGGUCAUGGUACAGAUGAUACCUUGGUUCAAAAUUUGCCCGAUGAUACCGAGUUUAUCUUGAACAAGAUUUAUCAAUUGACUGUUGAAGAGUCGAUAAAGAUUUUAGAAAAUGCUAUUGAAUACCACAAUGAUGACCCGAAUUUUCCAAACGAUGAUUAUGAAUUAAUGAAAACUUUGGUUAAAAAAUCAGACUUAGAAAAGGAUAAAAAUGAAGAUGAAUUAUUUCAAAUCAAAUUACUUGCCUCUUUAAUCCAUUACCUUUCUCCUUAUCCCGAAGUUCGUGCUGUUACAGAUCCAUUUGAUGAACCUGAUAUACCAAUUGAAACUAUUAGAUCGUACACUUUAGCUAUUCUUUGGGUUCUCAUUGGUUCUGCGGUCAACGAGUUUUUUUCACAUCGUUAUCCAUCAAUUUCUUUGUCGUCAUCUGUUAUUCAAAUUUUAAUGUAUCCUUGUGGUAAAUUUUGGGCAUGGUGUGUUCCUGAUUGGGGUUUUACUUAUAAAGGAAAAAGAAUUUCUUUGAACCCUGGUCCUUGGACUUAUAAAGAGCAGAUGUUUUCAACUUUAUUGUAUGCAAUAACUUCGCCAGGUGUUUAUAUUACUUAUAACGUUGUAGUUCAAAAAUUAGAAAUUUUUUAUAACAACAAAUGGUGUGAUUUUGGUUUUCAAUUCUUAUUGGCAAUGUCCACUCAAUUUCUCGGAUUUGGUAUUGCUGGAAUUUUGAGGAAGUUUGUUGUCUAUCCUGUUAGAGCUAUGUGGCCAACAAUUCUACCAACAUUAGCUUUGAAUCGUGCUCUAUUAAAACCGGAAAAAAAGGAAAGGAUUCAUGGCUGGAAAUUGACCAAAUAUCAAUUUUUUUUUAUUUUCUUCUUGUUUAUGUUUUUGUAUUUUUGGCUUCCAAAUUAUUUAUUUCAAGCAUUAUCUUAUUUUAACUGGAUCACUUGGAUUGAUAAAAAUAAUUUUAAUUUGGCUGUUAUUUGUGGUCAAGUUCUUGGUCUUGGGCUAAAUCCUAUUCCAACAUUUGAUUGGAAUGUUGCAAAUUACUUGACACCUUUAACUGUUCCGUUUUUUGCUAACAUGAAUAUUGUUGUGGGCAUUUUUUUGGCAUUUUUUGCUAUCACCGGUGUGUAUUAUAACAAUUAUUAUUGGUCUGCUUAUUUACCUGUUAACUCAAAUGCCAUUUUCACAAAUAAAGGUGAAUCAUAUCAAGUUACUCAAAUUCUUACAAAUGGACUACUUGAUAAACAAAAAUAUCAAUCUUAUUCUCCACCUUAUUAUACUGCUGCAAAUUUAGUGGUUUAUGGCGCUUUUUUUGCAAUUUAUCCUUUUUCAUUUAUGUAUACUUGUUAUAUUGAGCGAAGAUCUUUGAUAGAAUCAUUGAAGGAAGUAAAAAAAACAAUUCAAAAUUGGAAAAGAUCUAAUUUUGAGGGAUUUACUGAUCCACAUUCUCGAAUGAUGGCCAAGUAUAAGGAGGUUCCUGACUGGUGGUUUUUGAUAAUUGUUAUUGUAUCCUUGGUUUUUGCAAUUCUUGCAGUUAGUUUAUAUCCCACACAUACCCCUGUUUGGUUAAUAUUUAUGGCAUUUGGCAUGAAUAUUGUUUUCCUUAUUCCAUUUGCACUUAUUUAUUCAACGACAGGAUUUUCAUUAGGUUUAAAUGUUUUAGUUGAAUUAAUUUGCGGUUAUGCUUUGCCUGGAAACGGGGUUGCAUUGAUGACAAUUAAAGCAUUGGGAUAUAAUAUUGGUGGUCAGGCUGAUAACUAUAUUUCUAAUCAGAAAAUGGCCCAUUAUUCUAAAAUUCCACCAUUAGCUUUGUUUCGAGGGCAGAUCAUCACAACAACUAUUCAGGUCUUGGUUGUAUUGGGUGUUGUGAAUUGGCAAAUUAGCAAUGUUGAUAAUUUUUGUCAGCCUGGUCAAAAACAAAGAUUUACUUGUCCUUCAGAAAAGACGUUUUAUUCAGCAUCCGUAUUUUGGGGUGUUAUUGGACCAAAGAGAGUUUUUAGUGAAAUAUACCCUUUAUUGGAGAAAUGUUUUCUCAUUGGAUUUCUUUUGGGAAUCUUUUUUAUUUUGGUUAAAAGAUUUUUACCAAGAUAUUUCCCAAAUAUAAUUCAGCCAACUCUUAUUAUGGGAGGUUUUAUUCAAGUUUUUGCACCAUAUAACUUGAUGUAUGUUAUCCCAGGAAUUUAUUUAUCAUUUACCUUUAUGUACUAUAUCAAAAAACACUACCUAGCCUGGUUUGAGAAAUAUAAUUAUGUCUUAGUAAGUUCAUUUGAUGCUGGUGUUGCGUUCUCUGCUCUAAUAAUGUUUUUUGCAGUUCAAUAUCACAACAUUAAUGUUAACUGGUGGGGAAACCUGAUUUCGUUUGAAGGUGUAGAUGGAGGCGUUGGAAGACAGUCAUUAUUGGAUGUAGCUUCAACAACAAAAAAGUAUUUUGGAUACGAUAACUGGAGUUAA